AACAGAAUAUAUCGACGAUGAAGCAGAUGACUUGGAAGUAAACUUCACGUUCAUUGUUCGCCUUGUCUAGCUUUUUAAUCGAUAAAUCUGGUUAUGUUUAAAUGGACCAAUUUCGCGAAGGACCUCAGGCUGUGAUAUCGUUUUUAAAUUAUUUACAUAACCAUAAGGUAUGUCCGGAGUAUGAAGAAGAUAUGCAAACGGCUUGCAAAUCGCUCACAAAGCAAAAGAAGAAUUACCAAAUUGCAAAGCGCUCGCACAGAAUGCGCCAGGAAAACUCAACAAGGCGUAUUCUUUGUUAUUCGGAGGAGAAUUAUAUGGUAUGCUUGAUGGUCCUUGGAAUGGAGAAGAAAUGGUAGCGUCAAUGAUAGUUAUUUGGCGCUAAGAGUUGACCGAGUUAAAAAAGAUUCUAGAACCGCUUUGACAUGUGAAAUUAUUGGAGUUGAACCUUUUCAAAAGGAUAUAUCGGAGGCUUCCGCAGAUGAAACCCUUCAAAAUUCUAAUGAAUUACACAACACGCAAGAAACUGAUCUCAAGAAAAUAAAGUUACGUGAAUUCGAUGUGUCUACUGCGGAACCUUUUUAUAACUGUGUAAAUUCAG
This is a messenger RNA of Rhizophagus irregularis DAOM 181602=DAOM 197198, 598 nucleotides long. Lineage: Eukaryota; Fungi; Glomeromycota; Glomeromycetes; Glomerales; Glomeraceae. The record is from RefSeq and is a predicted model, not a curated record.